GUCGCGCGGCGGUCUUCGUGUGGGGACGGCGGCCGAUUGUGAUUGUGAACGGAUCAUGUCCUUGGUUCGCGGCGGUGGCUGGCACGUAGGGCAGGUCCUUGUGCGUAGUAUGGCGUCAUCUGCUGCACGGGCUGCGGCCGAGCAGCAGCCGGGCCCGGUGAUGGCGGCUAUCCGACAGAAGUUGACGGAGCGCUUUCAGCCCACCACGCUUGACGUCAAGAAUGAGAGCUACAUGCACUCUGUCCCUCGAGGCAGCGAAACCCACUUCAAAGUGACCAUUGUGUCUGACCAAUUUGAGGGCAUGAAGCUCAUCGAG
This is a messenger RNA of Monosiga brevicollis MX1, 316 nucleotides long. RefSeq lists its product as uncharacterized. NCBI's taxonomy places the organism in Eukaryota, Choanoflagellata, Craspedida, Salpingoecidae. Gene Ontology annotation, cellular component: mitochondrion. The record is from RefSeq and is a predicted model, not a curated record. The transcript has 4 exons. The annotation marks the transcript as partial.